AUUUUUCGAAUUUUCUCGGAAUUUACCUUUUUACUAGGUCAUGAUUCUUGAUUUCUUACCUGAUUUUGAAUUCAAAAUUCAACUUGGAACACAAUGUGUGGUAUAAUUUGCAUCUUCUCUAGCGAUUGCAGAGCUACUGCACCUAAUGAACUACUAAAUGAUUUCAAUGUCUUCAAAGAAAACAUUAACAAACGCGGACCUGACAGUUUCGAUAUGAAAUCAUUAUCAUUGAAGAAUGGUUGUGAAUUAAUAUUUGGUGUUAGUGUUCUUUGGCUUCAAGGUGAGAUUGUCACCAAACAACCACUAGAAAAUCAUAGGGCAGUCUUCUUAUACAAUGGUGAUAUUUAUAAUGGAUUGAACACAGGUUCAUAUUUCAAUAGUAAAAGUGACACACUGGAAUUAUUUGAAUUAUUCAAUCAAACUGAUGAUAUUUUUUCUACACUUAAGAAUAUCCAAGGCCCUUAUGCUUUUAUAUAUUUAGAUAAAGAAAGAGACAUGCUGUACUUUUGUAGGGACUGCUUUGGAAGAAAAAGUUUAUUGAUUGGAAAACAAUGUGAAAUAAUUGUACUCACUAGUGUAGCACACAGAACUGAAAAAUAUGAAUUCAUUGAACUACCAUCUAUUGGGUUAUUCUGUUGGGAUUUAAAGAGUAAAGCACUAUUUCUCUAUCCUUUCAGUUUGGAUAAUGCCAAUUUCAAUGGGAAACUGGCUGAACUUGAAUCAUUCUUGGGAAAAACUAUAUCACUCAAAGAUACAAUUAUGAACACAAAGAAUAUGCCAGAAUAUAUGGAGCCACUUGCUGAGCAAAUAGCUCUUUAUGAAAAUCUUGAAAACAUGAGCAUUGAAAAUUUUUUUUCUGUAUUAUUCAGUGACCAAAAUUGGUCAAUUAGAAUUGAAAAUUUGGAACACUUGUUGGAAGAAUCAGUGAAAAAGAGAAUUUCCACUCAACCAAACUUCUGUAGAGAUUGUAUAAAGGAACACCAAGAAUGUACCCAUUCUCUUUUGGGAGUUUUAUUUUCUGGUGGAGUAGACUGCUCAAUUCUUGCUCUUCUAGCUGAUAAAAUUGUUGAGAAAACCAGACCCAUAGAUUUGUUUAAUGUAGCUUUUGGUGAAUAUCAACAUUACAAAACACCUGACAGACAAACUGGCUUAGAAACUUUGGAAGAACUAAGGCAAUUGUGCCCAGAAAGGGAAUGGAGGUUCUUUGAAAUUGACAUUCCAAAAGAUGAGCUAGAAAAGCUUAGGAGUGAUCAUAUAGCAGAUUUAAUUUAUCCUUUAAAAACUAUUCUGGAUGACAGUCUUGGUUGUGCAUUAUGGUUUGCUAGCAGAGGACUUCAGAAUUCCACCCAGUCACCUUGUAGAGUUUUGUUGGUAGGAAUGGGUGCAGAUGAACUAUUUGGUGGUUAUACAAGACACAGGGCAGCAUUUAAGAAGAAGUCCUGGCUGGGAUUGCACACUGUCCUGAAUGAAGAUUGGGAAAAUUUACCAUACAGGAAUCUAGCCAGAGAUGACAGAGUUGUUUCAGAUCAUGGAAGACAGUUGAGAAUGCCUUAUUUGGAUGAGAAACUGGUUCAAUAUGUCAGAAGUUUACCGUGUUGGCAAAAAUCUUAUCCCUCACAUAAAGUUCCUCAAGGUUUUGGAGAAAAGAUCCUAUUGAGGAGUUUGGCAUACCACAUUGGAUUAAAGAAAGCAGCAGUGCUGAAAAAGAGAGCUUUGCAAUUUGGGUCCAGAAUUGCAAAUAAAAAUGAAAAUGGUCAUGAUAUUUCAAUAAACUUGAGUGAGCUAAUUUGGCACUUGGGUAACACUUGCACAGCUCUUCUCGAACAGCACCAGAAAGUGCACAGUCAUCAAAAACAUCUAUUAUGGUAACCGGAAGAUCGGAAAGUUUAUGAGCUUCAACAUAACCUCUAAGGCAGUUGAGGGUUAGCCUACUAGCUAAUUCAGUCUGUGGAAGGCUCUCAAG
Phaedon cochleariae (mustard beetle) is the source of this 1963-nucleotide messenger RNA. The record is from the annotation of a GenBank genome assembly. NCBI's taxonomy places the organism in Eukaryota, Metazoa, Arthropoda, Insecta, Coleoptera, Chrysomelidae.